Messenger RNA from Acanthocheilonema viteae, 2292 nucleotides. The record is from the annotation of a GenBank genome assembly. Lineage: Eukaryota; Metazoa; Nematoda; Chromadorea; Rhabditida; Onchocercidae.
AUGAGUGCUGGACAUCGUGCUGGACCAUUGAAACAAUCAAAUAAGAAGCAUAAAAGUGGUCGGCACCGUACCAAAGGUGCAAUAAAUGCGCUUAUUGGAGGUAAAGUAGGUUGCAAAGCAGUAACAGGAAAACAACGCUUUUUGGUUGGCAAAAAAGCUCGACGUCUUCAAGCUCAACAGAUACGUGAAAAUAAACGUGCUGCUUUAUUAUCUGACAAUUACGCUGUUUCUAACAGUUACCUACAACAACCUCCAAUAUUCGUUACAGUUUUAUCAUUUGAUCGGAAUUAUUUGGCCGAUGAACUUAUAGCGUUGUUAUGUUCGUGUGACGAAACUUCUUACCGAAAUACGAGUUAUAAUGGUUGUUUAAAUCAUCUCUGCAUUAAGCGGCUCAAAAGUCGUUAUGUGUUUACCGCACCGGGUUGUUCAAAUACUGAUGUUGCACUUGAUUAUGUGAAAGUAUCCGAUAUUAUUGCCUUCAUUUGGCCAGCUAACGGCGAAAUUACGGCGGAAGAUGAUAUUUUAAUGAGUACCCUAUUGGCACAUGGCUUGCCGGUUACAGUACACUUUGUACCGGGGCUCGGUAUAGCUGAAACUACGAAACAAAAAGAAAUUAUACGUAAAAAUGUUGCAAAACUGAUUACAAAUUGGAGUUUUGGAGAUGAGAAGCUGAUGCACUGUGAUAGGGAAAGUGAUGCUUUACUUGCCUUACGCUUGAUCAGUACAAUGAAGAAGAAACCAUCACAUAUGCAAAGGAUGCGACCACAUUUAAUUGCUGAAAUUUUUGAAAAAACUGAAGCUGAGGGGCCGUCACUGAAUGUUAACAGUCUUGUUCAUGUUUCAUGGUUGGGUGAUUUCCAAAUGAAGCAAAUUAUCGUGGAAGAUGAUCCGUUUGCGCCAGAUAAGAAGGUUCGGAUUGGCAUCAAAGCUUCAGGAACUACAUUCAAGCCUGAUUUGAAUCUGCAAACGUCAUUGCAGUCCGAAAUGGUUGCAGAUCCUAUGGAUGCAGAACAGACAUGGCCAACCGAGCAAGAAAUUAUGAAGGAUGCAUUUAAAACAAAGAAAAUAGUGAGAAAUGUACCUGUUGGCACGUCGGCAUAUCAAGCUGAGUGGAUUAUUAAUGAUGAAGAUUCGAUAUCUGAUGAAGAGAUUGAGGAAGAACUGGAAAAUAGUAGUGUGUUGAAAGAAGCAGUAAACAAAGAGGAAUCGGAUGUCGAAAAUGAAAUGGAAAUAGAAAAGAUGAGCGUCAUAAGUGAUACUGAAAGUUCCAUGGAUAUUAAAGACGAAGAAAUCAACAUGGCAGAAGUGGAGAAAUAUCGGAAAGCCCGUGAAAAUGAGCAAUUUCCGGACGAAAUUGACACACCGAUGGAUGUAGCAGCUAGAAUUCGUUUCCAGAGAUACCGUGCUUUGAAAAGUUUUAGAACAUCGCCUUGGGAUCCACUUGAAAAUCUUCCAAAAACAUAUUCUCGUAUUUUCAAAUUUUCGGAUUAUCGGCACUCCAGAAAAGUCGCGUUGUCGAAUACUGCAUUUGAAACUGAAUAUAAUCCACCACGAGGCGCAUUCAUAUCUGUUUAUAUUUCCAAAGUACCCACCAAUUUAAUAGAUAUUUGGCCGCAUAGUAAGCCAUUAAUAAUUUAUGGAUUACUAGCACAUGAACAGAGGAUGUCACUUCUUAAUAUGGUGCUUAAAAGGCACCCAUCUUGUACUGUGCCGAUACCGAAUAAGCAAAGAUUAAUAUUUCAUGUAGGUUAUCGGCAUUUUGAAGCGGAGCCAAUCUUUUCACAACAUUCAAAUGAUGACAAGUUCAAGAUGGAGCGGUUCAUGCCGAACGAUGGCGGAUUUGUUGCAUCAGUAUUUGCACCAAUAAUGUUUCCGCCUACUUCUGUAUUAGUCUAUCGAUUAGAUAAUCGAGGAAAUGAACAACUUGUUGCAACAGGUGGUGUGCUAAAUAUCAGUCCAGAUCGAAUCGUUCUCAAACGUGUCGUUCUUUCGGGACAUCCAUUUAAAAUCAAUCGAAGGAGUGUCGUCGUACGCUAUAUGUUUUUCAACCGUGAAGAUAUUGAAUGGUUUAAACCUGUGGAAUUGCGCACUCCACGUGGUCGAAGAGGACACAUUAAGGAAGCGUUGGGAACACAUGGACAUAUGAAAUGUGUAUUCGAUCAACAGCUCAAUUCGAUGGAUACAGUGAUGAUGAACCUUUAUAAACGAGUUUUUCCAAAAUGGACAUAUAGUCCCAUCACAUUGCAUCCUUUAUCUGAGCCACGUAAUGAAUCUGAAUUGAUGGAAAUGUAA